Hemicordylus capensis (graceful crag lizard) is the source of this 12825-nucleotide messenger RNA. RefSeq names its product integrin subunit alpha V (gene ITGAV). Lineage: Eukaryota; Metazoa; Chordata; Lepidosauria; Squamata; Cordylidae. The transcript has 30 exons. The record is from RefSeq and is a predicted model, not a curated record. Gene Ontology annotation, biological process: angiogenesis; cell-cell adhesion; cell-matrix adhesion. Gene Ontology annotation, cellular component: external side of plasma membrane; integrin complex. The coding region runs from base 654 to 3770 and encodes 1038 amino acids. Gene Ontology annotation, molecular function: integrin binding.
GUUCUCAUAGGAAAGCCCUAUGAAGGAGAUUACAAGUAUUACUCCCAUUUUACAGAGGGGCCACUGAGGCUACUCAACCAGAAUCGGGAAUCUUAAUCUACGAGAUCCCAAUGCCAACAACGCGACCACGCUGCUUACAAAAAAACCACACUGAAGGCUCCUUGUCCAGUCCUCCUGGCCGCUGACCCCAGUGCCUCCUGGUGUGAACGGCCAAAGCCGAAGACACCUCCUCAGUGCGGAUCAAGGAGGAAUGCAGCUUCCGAGGUCGGCUGGCCCUCCCGGCCUUCCCCUCUGCUCUGCUUAGGCGGACGCUCCUCCUCUUCGGGCUGUCUGUAUCGUGAAAGCUGAUGGCGAUGGGGGCGGUUCUAAAGCGCAAGGCUGGCGGCGGCUGCGAUCUCCCCGCCCACGUCCCAGUACUACCCGUCCCGGGGAACAAAACAAAAAGGAAGUGAGAUCGCCGGGUUAGGGGAGUCCUUUGCCGCCCGGUAGAGAAGAGCGCCGUCUUUUCUUCCCCCGUCCCCGCUGGAAUCCUGCCACACUUUCUUUGCUGCGCAUCAGGUUGGGGGGCAGUGGCCGAAAAUCCCGAGGGGAACUUAGACGGACGUUUUCGGGGGGCAGCAUCAGCUGGGCAUCGCUUUGUGCAUUCGCUGGCUAUGGCUAGGCUCUGCUUGCUUUUAUUCGUGGGCCGCCUAUUGGCGCCGGGCAGCGCCUUCAAUCUGGAUGUGGAGAGCCCUACUGUUUACUCCGGUUCAGAGGGGAGUUACUUCGGUUUCGCUGUGGAUUUCUUCGCUCCGGAUGCUUCCUCGAUGUUUCUCCUUGUGGGUGCUCCUAAGGCAAACACAACACAACCUGGCAUUGUACAAGGAGGCCAGGUUCUCAAGUGUAAUUGGAAUUCCAGAAGAAACUGCCAGCCCAUCAUAUUUGACUCUACAGGCAACAGAGAUUUUUUGCCCAAUGAUCCAUUGGAAUUCAAAUCACAUCAAUGGUUUGGAGCAUCUGUGAAAUCCAAAAAUGACAAAAUUCUGGCGUGUGCACCAUUGUAUCACUGGAGAACUGAACAGAAAGCAGAGAGAGAACCUGUGGGAACUUGUUAUCUUCAUGACGGGUCUAAAGUUGUUGAAUAUGCUCCCUGCAGGUCAACAAACAUUGAUGCCGAAGGACAGGGCUUUUGUCAAGGUGGAUUCAGCAUUGACUUUACUCAGGGAGACAGAGUACUUCUUGGAGGACCUGGAAGUUUUUAUUGGCAAGGUCAACUCAUUUCUGAUCAAGUGGCUGAGAUUGUGUCCAAAUACAAACCCACGGUCUACACCACCAAGUAUGACAACCAGUUAACAACGCGGCCAGCAAGUCCUGCUUUCGACGACAGCUACUUGGGUUACUCAGUAGCUGUGGGGGAUUUCAAUGGUGAUGGCACAGAAGAUUUUGUCUCUGGAGUCCCAAGAGCAGCAAGAACUUUGGGCAUGGUGUCAAUUUACAAUGGAAAAACGAUGGCAUCCAUGUAUAACUUUACCGGAGAACAGAUGGCUGCAUAUUUUGGAUAUUCUGUAGCUGCCACAGAUAUCAAUGGAGAUUAUUAUAUGGAUUUGCUUAUAGGAGCCCCACUCUUUAUGGAUCGUGGCUCUGAUGGCAAACUUCUAGAAGUGGGCCAGGUGUCUGUUUAUUUUCAACAAGCCUCUGGAGGCUUUCAGGGUCAGAGCAUGAAGCUGAAUGGCUUUGAGGUCUUUGCAAGAUUCAGCAGUUCUAUUGCACCUUUGGGAGAUCUUGACCAGGAUGGCUUCAAUGACAUUGCAGUUGCUGCUCCUUAUGGUGGAGAAGAUAAGAAAGGGCUUGUUUACAUCUACAAUGGAAGAGCCACAGGCUUGAAUGGAGUGCCAUCUCAGGUCCUUGAAGGACAGUGGGCCUCUGAGACAAUGCCACCAAGCUUUGGAUACUCACUGAAAGGAGCUACAGAUGUGGACAAAAAUGGCUACCCAGACUUGAUCGUAGGAGCUUUUGGCGUUGACAGAGUUGUCUUGUACAGGGCACGGCCUGUUAUUACUGUACACGCUGAACUAGAAGUUACCCCAACCAUUUUAAAUCCAGAGAACAAAACUUGUAAACUGAAUGAAAACAGCCAGAAAGUUUCGUGCUUUGAAGUAAAAUUCUGCUUAAAAGCUGAUGGCAAAGGAAGUCUCCCCAGGGACCUCAUUUUCCAUGUGGAGCUGCUGUUGGACAAACUGAAACAAAAAGGCGCCAUAAGGAGAGCCCUGUUUCUCCACAACAGACAACCUGUUCACUCUAAGAACAUGACUGUCUCAAAAGGGGGCCGAGUGAGUUGUGAAGAACUUCAAGCUUUCUUAAGGGAUGAAUCUGAAUUUAGAGACAAGCUUACUCCAAUCACCAUAUUCAUGGAAUAUCAGCUGGAUUAUAAAACAGCAUCAGAUUCUACUGGUUUACAGCCCAUUCUCAAUCAGUUUACUCCUGCAAACAUUAGCAGACAGGCUCAUAUUCUUCUGGACUGUGGUGAAGACAACGUCUGCAGUCCCGAUUUGCGAGUGACAGUUGCCAGCAAUCAGAAGCAGAUCUAUAUUGGGGAUGACAAUCCUUUAACCCUGAUCGUCAAUGCCCAGAAUGUGGGAGAGGGAGCCUACGAAGCUGAACUCUUUGUGACUCUUCCACCUCAAGCAGACUUCAUUGGCAUUGUCCGUAACAAUGAGGCUUUAGCAAGGCUCUCGUGUGCAUUCAAAACUGAAAAUCAAACUCGGCUGGUUGUCUGUGACCUUGGAAAUCCUAUGAAAGGGGGAACAAAACUUUCAGCUGGUCUUCAUUUCAGCGUUCAUCAAGAGUCUGAGAUGGACACCUUUGUGAAGUUUGAUCUACAGAUACGUAGCUCUAACCUGUUUAACAAUCUAAGCCCAAUGGCAUCUUAUCAAGUGGACUUAGCCAUCCUAGCAGCUGUUGAAAUCAGAGGGGUCUCUUCUCCUGAUCACAUCUUUCUCCCAAUACCUAACUGGGAACCCAAGGAAAAUCCUGAAACAGAAGAUGACAUAGGGCCUCUAGUGCAACACAUCUAUGAGCUCAGAAACAAUGGCCCAAGUGCCUUCAGCAAGGUGAUGCUUAAUCUUCAGUGGCCUUAUAAAUAUAACAAUAACACACUGUUGUAUAUUGUCAAAUAUGAAAUUGAAGGUCCUAUGAACUGCACUUCUGAUAUGGAGAUUAACCCACUAAAAAUUAAGAUGGCGACUCCUCAGCAAGAUGAAAAGAAUGAAACAAUUACAGAAGAUAACCGUGAUCACCAUAUCAACCGGAGGGACCUAACUCUUGCUGGAGGAGAUGUACAAACUUUGGGCUGUGGAACUGCAGAAUGUUUAAAGAUAUUCUGUCAAGUCGGUCGCCUGGAGAGGGGGAAAAGUGCAAUUCUGUAUUUAAAAUCUCGACUUUGGACUCAGACCUUCAUGAAUAAAGAAAACCAAAACCAUUCAUAUUCUCUCAAAUCCUCGGCUUCCUUCAGCGUUAUAGAGUUCCCUUACAAGAACCUUUCCUUUCCUGAAGACGUCCACAAUUCUACAAUAGUGACUACAAAUAUCCUGUGGGGUAUUCAACCAGCACCUAUGCAAGUUCAAGUAUGGGUCAUUAUAGCAGCUGUCCUAGCAGGAUUAUUACUUUUGGGUUUUCUAGUCUUUGUCAUGCACAGGAUGGGUUUCUUCAAACGCGUGCGGCCACCUCAGGAAGAACAAGAAAGGGAACAGCUGCAGCCUCAUGAAAACGGGGAAGGGACAUCAGAUGCUUAAGCAGUGUUUUAGCUGUGUCACUUACCCAAAGGUUUAGAAUUGCCAGAAUCUUCCUUUAAAGAUGUAUAUUUCUCUCUUGAGAGACAGACAAUCCAGAACCUCACUGCUAAUGUAUUUUGGCAUUGGGAAUUGUCUUAAGGUAACUACAGAAUGAGAGCAAUACAUUUUAGCUUCCCUCAUAUUAACCAUGUUCACAUAUGUGACUGAUACAUGUGCACUGAUGAGCAUAUUUAAGUCCCACAAUUCACUAAUCACAGCUCCAAAAGACAAACAUUUUUUAUUUUUAUUUGGUACAACCUGAUCUGCUACAGAGAUAGCAUUUAAAGUCUGUAAACCUACAGCUACUGCAUUUGUUUAAUGAACUACAUGGACACUAACUGAGGACCUCCCAUUGAAUUUUUCCAGCUGGACUUUCCUAAGGUACUCACCCGUUAUUUGAAGUACUGUACGGUACUCACUUUCCACUACAUUUUAUUUUCAAACUAGAAAGCUCUAACUCUAAGAAACAUACAAUGGAUUACUGCACAGGUCUACUUCAGUUGUCUCUUUGCUGAUGAUUCCACAAUAGAAGAGGACUAGUGUAUCUCAGUAGUAUGUGAUCAGUUCCGGGAGUUACUUUCUACUUCUUUGUGUGCCAAGUCUUUAACAUGGAAGAUGCACUUUAGUUUCCUGAUUUUGAAAGGAGAUCAUUACACUCUUUUCUAGAUAAUAAUAUCCCCAUUUUCUGGGGCAAUGGGGGAUUGGUAUAUUAAUGGGAUAAUUUUCUGAUAACUUUCUAGAUUCCGUAGGGCAUUUUCCAUAGGUCAGUAUGUAGGAAGAAGUGUUUUCUGCAUUUUAAAAAUGUAAAUUCUAUCUGAGGAGAUCCAAAUUCUGUGUUCAGAGUAAAUUAUACAAAUUAAAUAUAGUGGCCCACAUUUUCUGCAACACUAUAGGUGUGGAAGAAGGGCUCUGCCCUCACAGAACAGCUGGAGAAUAGUUAUGUUGAAGUUUUGUUUUGCAGCCCAGUGUGGGCAGAGGGGGAGGGGGAAAGCUAUUUUAACUUCUCUUCUCAAACCCCAUUUUUUGCUUUCAAGAUUAUGUCCCUGAGGGCUAUACGACCCUCAGGGGUAUAUUCUCUGCAGAAGAAAGGGCUCCUUGAGGGAGGGGAAAGAAACAAAACUUGCUUCUCCCUCUCCCACCCCCACCUGCUGUGGAGCAAGGCUUCAGUGCAGCUAGGCUCUGUCACUCUGUGGGGCAGAGCCCUUUUUCUGCUUUUGUAGUGCUGUGGAAGAUGUGGACCACUGUUUACUUUGUAUAAUUAAAUUCUGCUUUCAAAAGCCAGGUUUUCAAAUAAAACACAAUUAAAAAAUAGAUUGUCAGGGGACAAGCAAAAGGAGGACGUUAGAGAACAUGGUCUAUAGGAUUAGAGAAUUGUUACUAUGGAAAAUGUUAGAAAGCUGUACAGAGCAAUAAUACCCUACCAAGUACCCACUUAACAGCUCAAAGGCCAACCAGAUCCAACUUAUGAGCCUUCCCACAAUGUUCACAGCUUUUCUCCACAACCAUGAGGGUAGAAAACUUUCUUCUUCUUCUAGGAAGGAAGGAAGGAAGGAAGGAAUGUGAGUUAUCUGGCAGGGACAAAUCCAGUAUAAGACAACCAGAUUUUGCAUUCAAAGAACAAAAUGUGCAGCAUCCCAUUUGUAGACUUUGUGGGAAAAGUGAGUAGACUGUGGUGGUCAUAUGGCCUCAUCCUCUAACAGAGCCCUGCUCUGUUCUGUCAUGACUACACACUGGCUCUGCUCCUAGAUUUCCCAACAGGUCCUCACUAGUGAGAUCAUAAUGUAGAGCCCAACUAUGCAUUACAAAGAAUAUGUUAUUAAGAGGUAUGCUUAAGACCAGAAAUGCCUCUUAUUUAAGAAAAAACAAUUCAGUUUGUGUGUGGAGUGGAGAGGAAUCCAGAUGGCUAACUGAGGGAGACACUCAUCACUAUUUUCCUGCCAGAAACAUACCCCCUUGCAGCCGCAAAGGUGCUAGUUGCUUCUAAAGUUCUAUUUGCUGCAAAUAGCUGUUUUUUUUGGGGGGGGGGGAAUGGGAGAAUGGUGCAAGUGGAGAAUUGCACUUGCUGGGAGAAUGGUGCAAGUGGAAAGCGUUAACCUCCCCUCCUGACAUGCUACAGUCCCAACCUAGUACCCACGGCUGCUUUUUGUUAAUUAACACACAUACAAAAAGAAAAAGUGGGGGAUGGGGUGGGGUUUCUGGUCUUAAGCAUGCUUGUUAAUAAUGCAUUCCUCAUAACAUAAAGUUUGCUCCAUAGAGUUUAGGCAAAAUACUGAUGGUUCUUCACAAAGUUUUAAAAUCUUCAAUAGCUGAAUGCAGUGGAGAUAUUGGAGUGAUGGAGGAAAAGGGCUCCCCCUACCAGCACCUCAAUACUUGCUGGAUGCAUAUAGAUGUGAAGCUCAUUUGACUGCUACCAACAAAGAGUGUUAAAGAUUGAUUUAUAAUCAUUACACUGACUGGGAGUAUUGCCACUGACCAGAGGGAUAUACAUUGUAGUCUUGAGGCUUCUUAGAUCAUUGCCAGAAUUUACUGUAUGUAAGGAAGCCUGUGGUCACCUAAUGGCGCAGAGGGGAAGUAACCUGCCUAGAGAGCAGGAGGCUGUUGGUUCAAAUCCCCACUGGUGUGUUUCCCAAACUAUGGGAAACUCCUAUAUCAAGCAGCAGUGAUAUAGGAAGAUGCUGAAAGGCAUCAUCUUAUACUGCAUGGGAGAAGGCAAUGGUAAACCCCUCCUGUAUUCUACCAAGCAAACCACAUGGCUCUGUGGUCGCCAGGAGUUGACACCGACUCGAUGGCACAACCGUUCCUUUCCUUUAUUGAAGCCUGCACCUGAGUAGAGAUAGUUUACCAGGAAUUUGAGCGCUUUCAUGAAACGUUUGUCUGUGGAAAGAGGACAUGAGGCCAGGCCCAUAAGGGUGAAUUUUAAUGCUUGGUGUUAGGCACUUGAUCUUUUCAUCCAGUUGUAAUACUGCUAUAAAAUUGUAAGGAUAUGCAUUUCUAUAGAACUAGAACAAUGAUUAAGGGAACGAUAAAAACAGUUGAGCGCCAAGUAAAUGAGGAUAUGGUUUUGGCAUUGUUAAAAUUCACAAGGCCUUCUUAUAAAGGUUGUGUGAUUUUGAAUCAUUGAAUCAUUUAACCUGCUUUCUUAAUAUUCUUAAGAGGAAAGCACAAGGAAGCUGAGCUGCUGUGCUUAUCUUCUGCCUGGUUCACACACGUAAAUACGUCACUUGAUUUUUCUGCUAUUAAUUACUAGAUAUACCAGCAGCUGAAUAUGUGAAUUAACACCAGUGAAAAGCAUUGGGUUUGAUAUGGAGGUUCUGUUUGUGGUAUCAGUUCUGUGAUAUUUGCAAGUCAUCUUGAUAUUGAUUCGCUGAUGAACGUGCGUGUAUGAAACAGCCAUAAAGCAAUAAGGAGAACUGUUCACUUCUGUGAGGUUCAACCUUUCCUAUAAAAAGCGUACUGAUGAUAUUAUCAUACUAAUCUUCAUUACGGAUAUUUAUAUAUUGCUUUUCAACAACAACAAUAACAACAACACAGUUCUCAAGAUAAUUUAUGUAGCAAAAGGAAUGAGAAGAUAGUUUCCUGUCCCAAAAGGGGUUCACAGGUUAAAAUUAAACACAAGGGAGACUCCACAUCAGCCACUGGGAGGAAUGUUGCGCUAGCUGAAUUGGGACAUUUGUUAUUCCUCUGUUUUAUUGUAAAUUUUCUAUAAAAUAAUUGUAAGCCCCUCUGCAUUUUGAAGAAUAGCUGGAUACAAAUUCAUUAAACGAAUUAGUGAAUACGAGAGCCACCACAUAUUGGUGGCUCUUUGUCCAAAUAGUAGCCUGUUUGGUAGUAGCUUAUACUUCAACUGCAGAAUGCAGUGGAGCCCACUAUUUGAGUUCCUUGGUUGUCUGAUACUUUUGGUAGGUCACAUUCACACUGUAUCCUUCCAUAUAGGCCAAUGACACUGUAACUUUAUGUAAAUAGUAUGUAAAUAAUUUUGAGAAGUAAAAAAGGUAGGUACCAUUGAAAAUAUUGUCUUUUAUACUUAUUUUUAAUAAAGAAUAUAUAUAUUGUACACCAUAUAAGCCAGCCUACCAACAGAUACAAAGAACACCAUUCCUCCAAAAACAAAACAAAACCCAUCCCUAAAUUUCUUACUUGGAAGGAAAGUACAAGCAAAUAGGAUCAGGAUGGAAGUAUUCUUUUGCCUCAUAACUCCUUCAGUCUGUAUCUGAAUAAAGGCGUCAGUGAAGUUACCAUUUUAAGAAUGAGUUAUCAGUCAAAUCAGAAGUUAUUAAAUGUGCACAGCAUUAUGUAGUCUAUUUCAAAAAGAAUAUGUGUAUACAUUUUCAGAAUGGUUUAUCUAAUAGCCCUAUUGUAUUAGUCACAAUUAGGUGUUUUUCUAGAGAUGUAAAUUUAUUUUUACAGUUACAUUCUUGUACUCAAUGGAUAGUUGCCCAUCUACAAGAUAAUUCUCCAGUCAUUCAACCAGUGCAAAUGCUGUUUCUUUAAGUCUAUUUUCUGGGAGAUGUUAAAGCAGUAGGAUAAAUAAGUACUAUAUAGUAUUGUCUGGCAGGUGCCCCUGCCGGCCUUACCAGCUCUGACAUUCAUUCAUUCAGCAGCCAAGGUCAGAGGCAGGGCCACGAGAUGAGCAGCCAGCCAGAGAUGAGCAGCUAGCCAUGAUGCUGUGAGAUCAAGGAGCUGGGCUAAAGGGGCCAGGGGAAGAGCUGGGGUGAGGGAGGGAGGAGGCAGCAGCAGCAGACCAAGGCACAGCUGAGAGGGAUAAGGGUGAGAGCAGCCUGACAUGGCAGGGCAGAGGUCCAAUUAGCGGGGGCGUGGGAUGCAUCAGUUGUCAGGAGGGAUUUAAGGCAGGCUUGGCUAGUGAUGAGAGUUUUGGAGAGUGAGCAGUGGAGGUCUCCGGAGAGAGACCACCACAGCAACCCCAAGGAGCCUGGAGGAGGACGGCUCGGGUGAACCAAACCUCCUCCCCUAAAAAAAACUGAGGCACUGCCUGGGGGAGGCAAGAGGGAGAGGUAAAACAGCUGCGGAGAGACCAGUGGCAAGACCAGUAUGAAUAAGUAUAUCAGCAUUAUAAUAAUGUAGUAAUACAUAAUACCUUCCAUAAAUUUUAUAGAAUGAAUAUGAGAAAUAGUUCACAUUCCACAUCUAUUCAGUUUCCAUAAAAGUCAGAUACUGAGAUGUGAAACUAUUUGCCACUUCUUCAGUGACAUAUAUGAGCAUGUCACUACAUGAAGAGAUGCCUCCAUUCAAUAUGAAUGUUUUCUUAUGGAAUUAGGCCAAAAUUGAGAGAGCUAUUCUAGGUGUGCCAAGAGGAGCAUUUGACAGUUUCCUGGGAACAGGAGGCCCUCAAACCAUACCAAGAGAUGCAUUUGACACUCUUCCAAUUCUGCAGUGGGAGUGAUCAUGGCCUUGAGUUGAUUCCCCACCACCACCUUCUUUAAAAGAUCUAAGGAGGUUUUAAGCUCUUGGUAGUUUGGAAAUAUUUAUGCAAGUUUAUCUAUCUAUCUUUCUAUCUUCCUGCUUUACAAAAUAGUUUUCAUAUGAAGGUUAAAUAGAAGAGAAACACUUCAGCAUUUGUGCUAAAUCUCUGUGACCAUUGACAUGAAGUCUCACUGAUUUCUAAGACUAGUCCUUACAGCUGUAAUCCAUAGGGGCUGGAGUUUUCCAGUUUUCAUUUGCCCUGGAAAUAAUGCAAUUUAGGAAGCCCAACAAAAGUUAUAUCAGAGUCAUAAAUGCUGCUGCACUGUGACUUCACUGCAGGGUUUUGAACAUUUGAAGCUGCCUUAUAGUGUCAGACCAUGUAUCUAGCCCUGUUUCACUGGCAGUGGCUCCCUAAGGUCUCAGGCUGAGGUCUUUCCCAUCUCUGGAGAUACUUUUAACUGGAGAUGCCAGGGACUGACAUUGGGACCUUAGGCAUGCAAAACAUGUGCUCUGUCAUUGAUCUGUGAUGGCCUCUCUCUGUUAAGAUGGUGUGUAAAAGAGAUUUUGCCAUUCGGGAAUGCAUGAUGUUGUAAAAUCAAUAUAGCUGUCGCUAGUGAGAGACUCACAGAUGCUCCAAGGAACUGGGUAUGGGUAGUAGAUUUUCAGAAACAUGGCAGUAUGAUAGAUUCAUUGUUGCUGCAGAACUUUUUUUGUUGGUGGUGGUAGUCCUCCUGUCAUCUUUGGCUAAACAAGUUUAACUGGUUUUUGAAGCACUAUAAAAGCCUAAAAAUCUGUAUGACAAGAGACCAUAGCAGAAAUGUUUUCUGUAGGUAUCUGUGGCUCUAUCAGUCCACUUUCAAAUCACUGAGGAGCUACUGUCUGUACAGUUAGAUCAUACCAAGGCAAAUGUGUGAGCUUUCCACAAAAGUGCCCUAGCUAAUCCAUAAGACAUUAACAUGCAAACUGCAGAUAUGAGUGUUGUCUGUCUGUUGAUAAUUAGUUUUUAUUUUAAUGUAAGUGCACCAUUGCUUCAUUUUCAUAGAAUAGUCUGAGAGGUACUGAGUUAAUUCAAUUCCCAUUGACCCCAACAGAAUUUAAUAUUAUUGGAACUGAAUCAACGGAUAGGAAAAGGUCAACUUCCUGAGGUUUUAUGAAAAGUGCAGUACAUCUUUUAUAGGCAAUUCUAACUAAUUACUUGUGAAAUUACCAUUAACACUCUCAAGCCUAACUAAGGAACAGUGAGUUCCUAUCAUUCUGCUGGGGCACUUUCUCCCAGAGAGGCAGCAAUUCUGCAUAGCCUCCAGUCACUUAAAGUUGAAUCAGAUAUGCAGUUGAAUUGUAUAAUUUCACAGGGUAUCCAUUUUAAAAGCAUUUUUUGGUGAGGUGAGAUGAAAACCUGUCUGUCAUGUAUUAUCUAUGGCAGGCAUUUCAAAGGCAAUACCAAGUCAUUGCUUAAUAUUGAUGUUGCAUGUAUGAACUUGCUGUAGAAUGUGUAUAUGUGGAUACAUCUGAGGGGCAUAUGUGAACUCUGGAUGUAUGAACUGCCUCAGUUGAAAAUUACUGGGUAGAAGUGUUAAGAAAGCUCUGUUCUGUCUGUGUGUGGUGUCUGCUUUGGUAAUGUAACUCACCACUGAUGCUGAACAUGCAUGUUUGAAGUCACACUAUGAAGGGUUGUGAGGGCAUAAAGAGUUCUAGGGUCCCAGAGGAAAUCAUACACUUCAGUGCUCCUCAUGGAGUCCUAGAUAACUUUAUGCUGCUGGAAGCACUUUUGACUGUCAAUCUAUCUUGCCCACAUAGCCUUUCUCCUAUUCCUCCCUGCCACAGAAUACUUUUGAGUGGGGAAACAUUUACCAGUGCUAGAGUUUUAACUUUCUAAUUCAAUGCUGGUGUGACAUGAUGCCAAAGCCAAGCCCAGGAAAAGCAUGAAAUGCGGUACAGCCUACUGAGUUUGGCCUGACACUGAUGUAGAAUUUAUUAUCUCCUGGAGGCCAAUACCUCUAAGGAUAGUGAGCAAAAAUACUAAACUGAUUUUCUGUGCAAUAGCUGUUGAAAGUGUUAAGAUCACCCAUAUUGGGUGAGACACAAUGUAUGUUAAAAGUUUAACUGAUUUAUAUUGCAGUGCUACUUUUGUGUCAAAAUGUAUUCCCAUAAUGUAUUUUUGUAAAAAAUUAGGUUCCAUGUCAUUCAGCUUAAAUUAAGGCCAUCAUUAAAAGCAAUAGAACAAGCCUUUUCUAACCUGCAGUGGUCAAAGAUCUGUUCAACUAGUGCACUGUGGGUUUUUUUACUUGUAUGUUUCAAUCAGCAAACUUUCCUCCCACCCCAUAAUGCUGCAUGGCUAAAAACUUUUCAAAUUUAACGAUUAACGAGAAAUAGAGCUGUUACCUCUCUUCCUCUUAACAUCUCAAUAAACACAACAGAUUUCAGGACGUUAUCAUGCUAUGAGGUGUAGGAUCACUGUGAGCAAAAGCCAGUGAUAUGAGUAAUAGACGGGACAACACAUAAAGAUUGUGCCCAUGACUCGUUUACAUGGGUGUCAGGAGGGCAUGCGGGGAGGCAGGCUCCUCCCUGCAGAUUCCUCGAAACUCCACUGCUCAUGCACCCAUACGAGCAUCAGGCGGUGAGCAGCAGAGCGCCUGCAGGAGGGAGAAAGUUUGCACUGGGGACUUCCAGAAUGCAGUGCUCGAGCAGCAGAGUGGCUGCACUCAGUAUUGCAGCUGCUCCACUCCACUUUGCAUGGUCUCUCCUUCCCCCUGGUUCACUGCCUAAUACAGCAGCAGUCUGAUCGGGAGCCCAUCUACCUGGGCAUUCGUUCACACAAUCGCCUACCAAGGCCGAACGAAUGGUAGAUUUGUUCUACCUUGGUAAAGACCUGGAUAGAGGACCUGGGCUACCCAGCUCUGGAGCAGUGUUCCAGACGACACAAGAUGUUAUUCAUGUUGAGUGAAUAACGUCAUAGUGUGAUAAAGUCAUGUAGUGCAUUGUGUUUACCAAGACAUCAUGAUGAAAAGAAGGAAAGAGACACCAGACAGCACUCAGACUAAGGUAUAACUAUCCCAUUUAGAUGAAUGAGACUUAUGACUGACUAGUCUCAUUUAUUUCAGUGGUGCUUAGUCAUGACUAUGACUAACUAGUCUGGAUGCUGUCCUUAGAGUCCUCUUAGAAAGGAACAAUAUAUUUAAACAUCAAGCUUAAACAUUGGCUUUUAUUUUGCAUAAACAGAACAGUAUAAUGGUAAUGCUCUGGAUUAAAAAAAUCACAUAGGGAAAGCAGUGACCCAAAUCCACCAGCACUUAAACUUACCAUUUAAAUUGUGUGAAUAGUCUUUUAAUUGAUGAUAGCAAAUAACAUAAACCUAUGUUGUAGCACACACAGCAGUGGUCAAGAUAGCCUACUGAAAUAGAUGAGCUUCAUCAAUUGUCUUUUUAAAUUGGUCAUUCCUUUAAUCUCACAAAUCCAUCAAUGUUAAAACUUCUAUGCUGGGCAAGAAAGUCAAAUAUAUUUUUUAACUGUUCAUGUAAAUCAAUUAAGCAAUCUUUAUUGUAAAUAGUAGAAUAACUAAUAUUUAAAGUUGUGAAUAAAAUACCUUUCACACACA